AUGUUCUCAUCACGCAUCUCCACACCCCUGACAUCCGACCCCACAGCCGAAGACAUAUUCGAAUCCGCACUCUCGACGCUCUUCACCGACGUGACGCAGAACAGGCACGGCACACCUGGCGCCAGCGUCACAUACCACUCGCCGCGCUUCGGGCCCAUCUCUCUCCGCAUCCCCACACACCCGGAUGUCGAGGACGGGAGAAACCUCUUCGCCCAUUACUUGUGGAACUCGGGCGUGAUUGCGGCGGAUGCGAUUGAGGUUGCGAGCGCCGUUGAAGAUGUGGAUGGCGGGGGCGAUGUGGGGAAUGGCGAAGAUGAUACAGGUAUGGCGAAUGAGUCUCCUGAGGCGGGAGCGACGAGGGUGGUUGAUUGGGGCAGGCGGCGCUAUUGGAAUGUCAGAGGGAAGCGGGUUCUCGAGUUGGGCGCCGCAACAGCACUCCCCUCCCUGAUUUCCGCCCUCAGUGGCGCCGGAACCAUCACCAUCACUGACCACCCGUCCUCGCCCGCCCUGACAAUGGGUGCGAUCGAACAGAACGUGCGUGAAAAUAUCACGGCUCGGAGGAAACAGUGCGACGGAAAGACAGGGCCUCCUGAAGGCAUCUCUACCACUGCCACUGACCUCACUACCAACAUCCAAGUCCUCGGCUACGUAUGGGGCACGGACACAAUGUACACGACGCAGAGCUAUGGGCGACCAGCGCCGCCAGAGCAGCAGCCACAGCCGAACACGUACGACCGCAUCGUCGUCGCUGAUUGCUUAUGGAUACCGUUUCAGCACGGGAAUAUCGUCAAGACGAUACUGCGGUACCUUACGGCGCAGGAGACCGGGCCAGAGCACGAGGAAGAGGCAGAAGACCCACCCUGCGCACUGGUCAUCACGCCGUUCCACACUGGGAGAGGUAUUGUGCGGAAUUUCUUUGGGCUCGCAACGGGGGAGUGGAAGGGUUAUGAGGAUGAUGAUGGGGAUGGGCAGGGAGAAAGGGAUCCUGAGUUGGCGGAUGUGUCGGGGAAGUUGAAGGCCUUGGAGAUGUUUGAGAUUGAUGUUGAUGGGAUCAAGAGGCCGUGGCAGCCAAUACGGCAGGAUGAGACCAAGAAUCAGGCGAAGCGGUGGUGUGUCUGUGCUGUGUUGGCGAGGAGGUGA
This is a messenger RNA of Exophiala bonariae, 1140 nucleotides long. RefSeq lists its product as uncharacterized. The record is from RefSeq and is a predicted model, not a curated record. Lineage: Eukaryota; Fungi; Ascomycota; Eurotiomycetes; Chaetothyriales; Herpotrichiellaceae. Bases 1 to 1140 code for a protein of 379 amino acids. The transcript has 2 exons.